AUGACGCGUCGCAAGGGCAGGCCCUCACCACCGCCAUCCUCACUCUCCAAGAUCCCCGGAUCCUUUGAGAUCCCCGCCUCGCUACAUCAGUUCUCUACCAUUUCACGCUCCCUCGCCGCGACCAUGGCGACCGGCGCGGGCUCCUAUAAUAAUCGUCCUCUCUCGAAGACUACUUCGAUCCCCCAAGUGUCGCCUAAAUUCACACCUGCAAACGCGCUGUCGCAACCCGCGCCGAAUUCUCAAUCCUCCUCACACGCCCCCUCGUCAUUCUCUACUACUCCUCGUGCAGGCCAAUACGCUACCAACAAGGCAAAUCCCCUCAAACGCUCCUUAUCAGAGGCCCAGCAUGAUUCUCGAUCCGUCCAGCAACCACCCUUUUCAAAGCCGGUGUCAAGAGAUGGGGAACAGUCCAAUACUCAUUCCCAAGCCCGCCCAAAAGCCACAACUGCUGUAUCGGUGUACAAUUCUCACUCUCCGCAGACGCUGCAUGCCACCGUUUCGACGUUUACUCCAGCCGAGGAACCUCCGCUCAGGCCAGGAGAAGCGCCCGUCUUAGCGACGCAUCCCAACUUGAUAGCCCAGUUGAUCGCUAGGAAAAGGGCGGAAAAUGAGAAGCUGGGCAACCGAGAGCGAUGGGCUCGUAGACAACGGGAACAUCGACUGUCUCAGUCUCCAGCGACUCAAUCGGCAAAUGAGCCUAAGCCUCAACACGGUCGAAAUGAAAUGCCAAAAGCACCUCCACAGAGCAGCUCUAAUCCUCCCCUUGCACGGUCUGUGUCGACCACACCAACAGUGAAACCCGUGACCUCGAUUGUAUUUAAUGCGCAAACUCCAGUGGCCGAGUCUCCCUCAACGCCUGCGACAGAAGACUCAAUCAAACCAACGGAAAAUACCAGUGAGCGGCGGCAAUCGAACGAUAAUGACUCCUUGUUUGAAUCUCCUUUCUCCUCACCAAUUGUUGAGUUCCUUGAAAAGGCUACGGACAAUGCAGGAUUGAAAGAUCCGCUACAAAAUCACGGGGCGAUGUCCACGAAACCCGUAGGUACGGUCGCAGCAGCACCCAUACCUCAUCCUGAAAGCGCUGCAAAGGCCGAAAGCUCUAGAUCAACAACCAACAAGUUCAAAGAAACUUCCGCGAUACCUCCCCUGUUCUCGGAUAAGCCUUUGACGAAUCAGUCUCAAUCGCAACCUUUCCGCACAAAUUCGAUGCAAAGUCCGUCGGUGAAUGUGCACCAGCAAGCCCAGACAGAUUCAUUGACUCCAGCCCAAGGUCAAAUGCCUCAACACCAACAAAGAGGUGGACCACCACAAUUAGCGCCUCGCCAGCUGCCAGCCCCGAGACCCAUACCAUACUACCCGCAAAAUGUGGGCAUGCCGGGCUUCUAUAGAGUGGAAAUGAGCCCGAGCUGGUCAGCUGGCAGCAGCAACUUCGUCGCGACUCCCGUGUCAUCGAUGCCGUCAACCCAUGCUUAUGACCAGCAAAUUUUGCCCGCGAGCAUGGCCUAUAGCCCUUAUGGCGUGGGUUCAAUGGGGGCAUAUGUCGUGGGACCCGACCUUCCACCCGCUCCUGGUCCUCUUCGCACAUAUGGAAAUACGGUGGCAACGACGGCCGCAGGACAGACAAAGGAGCAGCUAAUCAUGACGGGGCAUAUAACCGCCGCAGACAUGGUCGCGGGGAUUAACACAAGGUUCAAAAUCGCGACGAAGGAUGAUUUCACUGUGCCAAAGCGAUAG
Molecule: messenger RNA, 1734 nt
Organism: Fonsecaea multimorphosa CBS 102226
Lineage: Eukaryota; Fungi; Ascomycota; Eurotiomycetes; Chaetothyriales; Herpotrichiellaceae
Exons: 1
Coding region: 1-1734 (577 amino acids)
Source: RefSeq, a predicted model, not a curated record